UAGUCAUGUGACAAGUCUGUACUUGGUACUUUCUAUAGUAAGUUAGCAGCUUUCAGUUUCUCCCUCUAUGUCUACAAUGACUGGUAUGUGGCCGCACAUCCUCCUUUUCCUGCUGCCCUUUUUGAGUGAAGCCCAUGGAGCUUGGAACCAACGGCAGAUCCGGCAGAAGAUCCACCAACUACAGGAGAUCCAUAAAUUUAAAUCCUUCUACAGUCGCCUUGGGAUUCCAGCGGGUAGGAACACUUAUGUGCCCCCAAUUGAAGGCUUUCUAACACAGCCUCUGGACCACUUUAACCGGCGAAAUAAUGGCACCUAUAAACAGAGGUACUGGGUGAAUGAGGAAUUCUGGCAGCGCCCCGGGGGACCCGUCUUCCUAUUUAUCGGCGGGGAGAGUUCAGAGUCUGAGUUCUCUGUCCUAGCAGGGGAGCAUGUUGAGUUGGCACAGACACAUCGGGCCCUCCUGGUAGCCCUUGAACAUCGGUAUUAUGGAGCUAGCAUUAACCCAGAUGGAUUGACAUUGGAGGCAAUAAGAUUCCUGUCCAGUCAACAAGCACUUGCAGACCUGGCUUCUUUCCAUCUGUUCAUCUCCCAGACAUACAACCUAACUCAGAACAACACCUGGAUUUGCUUUGGAGGGUCUUAUCCUGGAUCCCUUUCGGCAUGGUUCAGAAUGAAGUUCCCACAUUUGGUCUAUGCAGCUGUGGCCUCCUCUGCCCCAGUCAGAGCAGAGUUGGAUUUUAUAGAUUAUAACAAGGUGGUGGCUCAGAGCUUAUCAGACCCGGUUAUUGGAGGAUCAACAAAGUGUCUGGACAAAGUGAGAGAUGCUUUCCGAAUAGUGGACAGACUGCUUCAGACUGGGAAUGUCACUCAGCUGGAAAAAGACUUCUUCUCCUGUGCGCCUCUCCGUGCCCCCGAUGAUUAUAUAGAGUUUGUCAGCAAUCUGGCAGAUAUAUUCAUGGGGGCUGUCCAGUACAACAAGGAGACUGCAGGCAGCGAUGUGCAGAAGGUGUGCGGGAGCAUGAUCACUGCAGACUCUGCAUACGAAGGACUGAAGUCGGUCAAUAUGAUGUACAUGAAUUUCAUAGGCCUGAAGUGUGUGGAGAACUCGCAUGAGAAAACAUUGUCAGACUUGAGAAAUACUGAGCUGAGCCCGGUGGGGGUUGGGGAACGGCAGUGGUAUUACCAAACUUGUACAGAAUUUGGGUACUAUCAGACCUGUGAGGACAGCUCUUGUCCGUUCUCCCCUCUCAUAUCUCUGAACUCCCAGCUGGACCUCUGCUCACAAGUCUUCCAGAUCCCUGCCAUGUCCGUCAGUCAGUCCGUCCAAUUCACUAAUGAAUUUUAUGGAGCUGAUCAUCCCAAAUCCAGCAGGAUAAUAUUUGUUAAUGGUGAUGUGGAUCCCUGGCACGCACUCAGUGUUUUGAAGAAUCAGUCUCACUCUGAAAUCGCCAUCUUUAUCAACGGCACUGCCCACUGUGCAAACAUGGGUCCUUCUCGCCCAACGGAUCCUGCGUCUCUGCGGAAAGCUCGAGAGGAAAUCGCCAUUAAAAUUGGUGAUUGGCUACACUCUGCCCGGCUGGCACCAUAACUCGUGUUCCAAUCUCUAUAAACACGAAGCAGGAAGAAGAGUCAACGUCCACUGGAAACCUUUCUACAAACGUUUUACAUUUAAAAUGUAAAGAGACUAUGCAAUAAUGCUAGUUUUAGCCAAAGAAGAGUUUUUUUAGUGUUUUUCUAAUUUUAAAAGAAAUCCAUUGCACUUACUAUAUGAAUAUAAAAAAUUGCAACAAACAUGAAGUAAGAAGGUCAGGGACACAUUUCUAUGAAAGAACAAAAUUAGACUGUAUAGGCACUUUUGAAGAAAAACUAUUUUUUUAUGUUUGAGUUGAAUUUUUUAAACAUAUGCAGCGGGAUGUAAUGGCGUCUGAGAUGCUGGCCGAUCUUGGAGGUUUUUUAAAGGAGCAAACACUUACAAGGCGUGGUUUUGCCUUGUAAGUGAUUGCCCCUUUAAAAAAUAGUCCGAGAUCGGCCAGCAACCGGCACGUCUGGCGAUCUCGGACUCUAUUACAUCCCCUUGCUGGAAGAUGAAAAAAGGAACUACAGGAAUAGCAAGGGGAGGGGGUCUACAACAAUGGCUUUCUGUCACUGCAGCUAGUGGUACAUUUACUAAAGCUUCUAAGAAGUGAUGUUGCCCACAGCAACCAAUGAGGUUCUCUCUAUAAUUUAUUUUUUGCAUCCUAGGAAAUGAUAGAGAGAUUCUCCUUGUUUACUAAGGGCAACAUCACUUCUUUUCACUUUUAGGGGUAAGUUUACUAAGAUGGGAGUUCUAUUUAAGAUGGGAUGUUGCCCAUAGCAACCAAUCAGAUUCUACUUCUCAUUUAUCUAGCACCUUCUAGAAGAUAUUACCUGGAUUCUGAUUGGUGGCUAUGGGCAACAUCGCAUCUUAAAUAGAACUCCUCCCAUCUUAGUAAAUUUACCCCUUAGAAGCUUUAGUAAAUUUACCCCCUACUGUAUUAUUUUCCUAUCGUGCUGCAUUCACCAAAUGCUUUUCUUACAACAGUGUGUAAUCUGGGGUAUGUGCCACUUUCCCACAGGAAGUUGAUUGUAUGUCGUGUUUUUUUUUUUUUUACUUUUAUAUUCCUUGAAGUUAAAUUAUUUUACAGAAAAUUACUUCUAUAAACAUUCAGUAGGUUUGUUAGAUCAGGGGCUAUUAAAUUUUGUUUUUUAUUUAAUUAAACAUCUUUGAUUAAAA
Pseudophryne corroboree (corroboree frog) is the source of this 2752-nucleotide messenger RNA. RefSeq names its product serine protease 16 (gene PRSS16). The coding region runs from base 68 to 1588 and encodes 506 amino acids. The record is from RefSeq and is a predicted model, not a curated record. Lineage: Eukaryota; Metazoa; Chordata; Amphibia; Anura; Myobatrachidae. Gene Ontology annotation, biological process: proteolysis. Gene Ontology annotation, molecular function: serine-type exopeptidase activity; dipeptidyl-peptidase activity. The transcript is spliced from 12 exons. Gene Ontology annotation, cellular component: lysosome; endosome.